AGUGUUUACAUGUGUUGCAAACAGGAAAACCACAACUUAUUUCAUAGAGGUGAACAUAUAUAUUCUUUUGGCUUGAUAUCUGUAAAGCGUAAAUCAUUUUGGAGGAUACACUGCCAAGAAUUAUCACACUUCUUCCUCAGCGUAAUAGAAUUGGGCGUUGCUGAGUACCAGAGUAGAUGUAGAUGUGGAUUCGAAGGUGUUUUCUAUCCGAAGGCUGUACUCGAAGGAAGUAUAUGGUGUUUAAUCAUAAAGAUAACACUAUAAUGACGAGAUGACAAGGAAUCCGCUGUUACGUUUUCCACCACAUAUGAUAUUGUGCCAUUCAUCAUCAAAUCACUGCCGGUCCAAAUGAAACUCCAAAUUCCAAUGCUGUCCCAUGUCACUGCAGUGAAGUCACGAUUUUCGUCUGUGACUUCUCACAUCUGGGAAACCUUGAGCGAUGGGCGUGUCCUUGGCAGAGCUCUCUUCUGGUAUAUCUGGAUCCUGGUUGUCAUGGCAACCGUUUCAACGCUUGCUCUUUGGGCGUCGUUUGAUGCAAGUUAUGGGCGUUCCCUAGUCGUAUAUCGCUCCGGGAGAGACCUGGAUGGAGGAUCGGAGUUGAUGAGUGGUCUGAGAAAAUUAUCAGAUCGGAUUGGAGAAGCUUUUACAAGAUCAAGGACAGUUGAUGUCAGAGCGAGAAAAUCUAUCCAUGGUCCGGUUUGCCCUGAGAUAGACAUACCCGGUUCAGAUAAAAACCUAACGCAUGAACUCAACGAAACAACAAUGAACCACGCAGAGGAACGCAUCCUCCUCACUCACACCAUGGAUGCCCGUCGGCUCACCCGACAUAGCAACGAGAAACUACAGGAUCUCUACUACGCAAGGAGGAUUAACAGAGCAUCUGGAGCUGGUAUCCCGGAUGUACUGAAUGAUGGGCUUGAGACAGAGGAUUAUAUUGUGUUACCAGGGGGUCAUUGGAUACCCACCACCUGCUCACCCAGAUGGAAGGUAGCAAUAGUAAUACCAUUUCGAGAUCGUCAUCAGCAUCUACCUAUCUUGCUGCUUCAUCUAGUACCUUUCCUAAAGAGUCAAUACCUAGAGUUUGCCAUAUUUGUUGUCGAACAGGAAAAUGAUCUUCGUUUUAAUCGAGCGAUGUUGAUGAACGUCGGUUUCGUCGAGGCUCUAAACUACACCAUGUUUGACUGCUUUAUAUUUCAUGAUGUUGAUCAUAUACCUCUCUCAUAUGGAAACUUUUAUGGAUGCAGUGGAAUGCCUCGUCAUUUCGUCUCAGGUGUCGACCGAUGGAAUUACAAAUUAUUGUAUUGGGGAUUCUUUGGUGCUGUUACCGGAUUCACGAGAACACAGAUUGAGACAUUUAACGGGUUUCCUAAUGUCUAUUGGGGAUGGGGAGGAGAAGACGAUGAUAUCUUAGGCCGGAUCAGGGCCAAGGGACUCGCGAAGACCAGGCCUUGGGGACCGGUUGGAUUCUAUAAUGUCAUACCACACCAUCACAAGAGCGCCAAGAAAAAUAUGGACAGGGUAUGUCUUCUGAAUAAUUAUAAAGAGCGCAUAGAUACAGAUGGUCUGAGCAACCUGUACUAUGGAACGCCACGUGUGACGCUGUAUCCCCUAUACACCAACAUCGCAGUAGACAUUCAGGACCUACCCUGGAACGUUGCAUGGCAUGUAUGUGACCGUGAUGCUGAACUCUUGGAAAAGAUUUUAAAAGAAAAAGAUUUUAUUGCAGAUGAAGGAGAUGGAACGUGAAAUACCACUUUGUCUCAUAUCUUCUAUAUUAUCUUCUUUGUACGAAUCUUCAAGUAGCUCAUUGUGGAGUAAAAUCAAUGUGUAAAUAUCUUUUUUUUUCUAUAUAUCAAAUAUUUCAAUGCAGAAUGUAUCGUUAUUUUGUCAAAAUUUGAAUAGGGUUAUAGGAAAUUCACUUUAUUUUUGCUAAGACGCCAGGGAAAAUUGGGGUAUUUCAUUUUUAUAAGACAUGCACUUUGCCGUCGCGCGUACAUACAACCUUACGUAUAUAAUGCAAAAGUGCAUUAUUUACUAAUAGCUUUAUGUAUAUCAUGAGAUGGAAAUAAGUAGACUAUCACCUACAUGUAGACAAAAUUAGCAAUGCGAUACUUAGAAAUGAUUAGUUCAUGCGGUGAAUGACAAUCAGUCAAUUUAAUAUUGGACAAAAUUGCAAUCAGACCAAUAUACGCUUUACCCAGAUAAUGAGAGAUUGGGCUACCGAACCAUAUAAAAAUAUUAUCGCAACAUUUUAUAAGGAUUAACAAAAUGUUUUUCAUGUCGUGUUUUUCCAUUUUUCAUGCAUGAUGUCUUAUCAAAUUUUGAAUGUUUUUAUGAUGUGAAGUACAAUGUAUUUUAAUGAUCUGAUUCGAUUUUUUUUUCUCUAGAAUGUUUUAUGAAAGGGUUCCACUUUUUAUAUUUU
Messenger RNA from Lytechinus pictus (painted urchin), 2422 nucleotides. RefSeq names its product beta-1,4-galactosyltransferase 6-like. Lineage: Eukaryota; Metazoa; Echinodermata; Echinoidea; Temnopleuroida; Toxopneustidae. The coding region runs from base 349 to 1746 and encodes 465 amino acids. Gene Ontology annotation, biological process: carbohydrate metabolic process. The record is from RefSeq and is a predicted model, not a curated record. The transcript is spliced from 9 exons. Gene Ontology annotation, cellular component: Golgi apparatus. Gene Ontology annotation, molecular function: UDP-galactose:glucosylceramide beta-1,4-galactosyltransferase activity.